Chlorocebus sabaeus (green monkey) is the source of this 2425-nucleotide messenger RNA. RefSeq names its product APC down-regulated 1 like (gene APCDD1L). Gene Ontology annotation, molecular function: Wnt-protein binding. Gene Ontology annotation, cellular component: plasma membrane. Gene Ontology annotation, biological process: negative regulation of Wnt signaling pathway. NCBI's taxonomy places the organism in Eukaryota, Metazoa, Chordata, Mammalia, Primates, Cercopithecidae. The record is from RefSeq and is a predicted model, not a curated record.
AGGAGGAGGAAAACCCGCCUGGUCGGCUCCACACUUCGCCUGGAUGCGUUUGGGUGUGGUGGGGAGGGGUUGAGGGCCUCAUUCACAGACAGAGGCCGUGGCUGGCUUCUAAGCGACCGGGUUGGCCACUUUCACUGAGCUUCUGGGUUUGCUGGGAACCAAGUUGACGCGACUUUUCCAGGAGUAUCUGGAAGACCUGAAUAGAAACUUCAGGGGUCCCAGGACUUGAGGGGCUAAGGGGAACCCCCUGCCCCGCUUGACCUUCCAGGGAACGGCCUGGCUAGGGGUGCGCUUUGACGCAAGGAGCGCAUCGCUCUGGUGGCUUGGCCGGGACCAGAGUUUGGGGAAGGCCUCCUUGCCCACUGCGAAGACUUUGGGGAAGGCGACUGCCAGGGGACAGACAUCUGGGGGAGUGCUGGGGGUCUGAAUGGUAGAAAGAGCUGCACCAGGGGCUGUGCGCCCUGCGCGGGUGUGCGAGCCUCGCCGGGGGCUGUCUCCACCUCUUCUGGCGAGUUGGACCUAUGAGUGAGCAGCUCCGCUUACAACUAUCAACAGCCGGGGAGGCUGAGCGCGUGUGAGAGCCGAGGGGGGCGCAGGACCCUUGCAACUUCUUCUCAGGACCCCAGCCUGGACGCCGGCGCCUGCUGCCGUCCGAGAGCCCAGCGCGCGCGCCUCCCCUUGCGCACCUUGGGCGUGCCCAGCGGGCUGUCCUGCCAGCCCCGCCGGGAUGCUCGCAGCCAUGCUCCCCUACGCUUGCGUCCUGGUGCUUCUCGGAGCCCACACCGCACUGGUGGCUGGGGAGGCUGGGGGCAGCCGCCUGCGCUGGGAACCCCGCUGCCAGCCGCCCUUGCCAGAUAGAGUGCCCAGCACUGCAAUCCUGCCCCCACGCCUCAAUGGACCUUGGAUCUCCACGGGCUGCGAGGUGCGCCCAGGACCGGAGUUCCUGACCCGUGCCUACACCUUCUACCCCAGCCGGCUCUUUCGAGCCCACCAGUUCUACUACGAGGACCCCUUCUGCGGAAAGCCUGCCCACUCGCUGCUCGUCAAGGGCAAAGUCCGCCUGCGCCGGGCCUCCUGGGUCACCCGGGGAGCCACCGAGGCCGACUACUACCUGCACAAGGUGGGCAUCGUCUUCCACAGCCGCCGGGCCCUGCUCGACGUCUCCGGGCGCCUCAACCAGACCCGCGCCGGCCGGGACUGCGCGCGGCGGCUGCCCCCGGCCCGGGCCUGGAUGCCCGGGGCGCUGUACGAGCUGCGGAGCGCCCGGGCCCAGGGGGACUGCCUGGAGGCGCUGGGCCUCAGCAUGCACGAGCUCAGCCUGGUCCGCGUGCAGCGCCGCCUGCAGCCGCAGCCCCGGGCGGCGCCCCGGUUGGUGGAGGAGCUGUACCUGGGGGACAUCCACACCGACCCGGCCGAGAGGCGGCACUACCGGCCCACCGGCUACCAGCGCCCGCUGCAGAGCGCACUGCACCACGUGCGGCCGUGCCCAGCCUGUGGCCUCAUUGCCCGCUCUGAUGUGCACCACCCACCCGUGCUGCCGCCCCCUCUGGCCCUGCCCCUGCGCCUGGGCGGCUGGUGGGUCAGCUCGGGAUGCGAGGUGCGCCCAGCGGUCCUGUUCCUCACCCGGCUCUUCACUUUCCACGGGCACAGCCGCUCCUGGGAGGGGUAUUACCAUCACUUCUCAGACCCAGCCUGCCAGCAGCCCACCUUCACCGUGUAUGCCGCCGGCCGCUACACCAGGGGCACGCCGUCCACCAGGGUCCGCGGCGGCACCGAGCUGGUGUUCGAGGUUACACGGGCCCAUGUAACUCCCAUGGACCAGGUCACCACGGCCAUGCUUAACUUCUCUGAGCCACGCAGCUGUGGGGGUGCAGGGGCCUGGUCCGUGGGCACUGAGCGGGAUGUCACAGCCACCAAUGGCUGCCUGCCGCUGGGCAUCCGGCUCCCACACGUGGAGUAUGAGCUUUUCAAGAUGGAGCAAGACCCCCUCGGGCAAAGCCUGCUCUUCAUCGGACAAAGGCCCACCGAUGGGUCAAGUCCUGAUACCCCAGAGAAACGCCCCACCUCCUACCAAGCACCCUUGGUGCUCUGUCGGGGAGAAGCCCCCGACUUCUCCAGGCCUCCGCAGCACCGGCCAUUGCUGCAGAAGCACCCCAGCACAGGGGGUCUUCGCGUAGCCCCCCUCCCACUUCUGCCCCUAGUUCUAGGGCUGGCUUUCCUCUACUGGCUAUGACAUUGGACUUGACAUCAGGAUGGUGGCUCUGGACACCCAUUCAACUCUUCAGACUCCCUCCUGGAAACUGUAGGGAAGGAACCAUUCUCCUCUGCUCUGUCAUGGAUGGAUGCACAGCCCCACUGCUUCCAAACUCUGCCUGCAUUCCAUGUGGCUUAGGGCAUGAGCUUAACACCUGCAAAGCCUAUACCA